Messenger RNA from Geodia barretti, 6352 nucleotides. Lineage: Eukaryota; Metazoa; Porifera; Demospongiae; Tetractinellida; Geodiidae. The record is from the annotation of a GenBank genome assembly.
GAAUGGGCGUGCGUGUGAUCGUCUUUCUCUGCUGUUCUCAGAGAGUCUGGUAACCGCAUUUUGCUCGAUCAGUGCUAGACGGUUAGAAUGGCGUCCGUACUGGAUCGGCCGAAGCUGAUGACCGAAGGCGCUGCUCCCAAGGACGGCGUACCGGACAUGACCGUCAUCAGCGAUAUCGACGAGUUCGGCAUCAACACGAACCUCAAAGUCCGCUACGGGAGAGACCAGAUCUACACUUACUCUGGUACUAUUCUCGUGGCCGUCAACCCGUACCACCAGCUAAAAAUCUAUGAAAUGGACACUGUCAGCAAGUACAGUGGAAAGAAGAUGAGUCACAUGCCUCCCCACGUCUUUGCAACAGCAGAGGCUUCCCUGGACUACCUGCAGCACCAGGGCAAGAACCAAUCCUGCAUCAUCAGUGGCGAGAGUGGGGCCGGGAAGACAGAGACGACCAAAUUCAUCCUCCAGUACCUCUGUGCGGUGACUGAGAGCGUCACUCAGUGGGUCGAACAGCAGAUCCUAGAGGCAAACACUGUUCUUGAAGCCUUUGGCAAUGCAAGAACCGUCCGUAAUGACAACAGCUCUCGCUUUGGAAAGUUCAUCCAGGUUUGCUUCGACAACCGUUUCCAGAUCAGUGGCUGCAUCAUUCAGGACUACCUGCUGGAGCUGUCUCGAAUCGUGUUCCAGUCCCGCGAUGAGAGAAACUACCACGUCUUCUACCAAAUGAUUGCUGGUGCCAUGGCCAGCUCAGAGCUACGGCACAGACUGAUGCUGGAGCCUGCCACGUCGUUCCAGUACCUCAAUCAGAGUGGGUGCUACACUCUCGAGGGAGUUGAUGAUGCAGCCAUGUUUGACCAACUCAGACUAGCCCUCCAGGUGCUGAAUGUGUCUCCCGACAUGUCAGACAACCUCUUCCAAGUCAUAUCGGCCAUUCUGUGGAUUGGGAACCUGAAGUUUGAGGACACGGAGAGCGAGGCUUGUCGACUGACGGGGGCCGACCGCGCGACUGUGAGGAGGAUUGCUCACCUGCUGGGGCUGGAGGAGACUCAGGUGGUCAAAGUCUGCACUCACGUCAGAUCACGGUCAAGGGAACCACCACCGACAUUGCCCUCAAGUACCACGAGGCAUGUGAGAACAGACAUGCCAUGGCCAAGGCCCUCUACUCGAGGACGUUCACCUGGCUGGUAAACCAGAUCAAUUCCUGUACCAACCCAGGCAUCGACUCCCAGAGGUUCAUCGGGGUCCUGGACAUCUUUGGCUUUGAGAACUUCUCUACAAACUCUUUCGAGCAGCUCUGUAUCAACUUUACAAACGAAAAGCUGCACAAGUUCUUCAACCACUACGUCUUUGCUCUGGAACAACAAACGUACAAGGAGGAAGGGAUCAAGUUCUCACACAUCACCUUCACCGACAACACAGAGUGCCUUGAACUUAUCGAAAAACCACCAAAAUGUGUUCUCCGUCUGUUGGAUGAAGAGUGUCGCUUUCCUCGGGGCACUGAUCAAUCGUACCUGGAGAAACUGCACCACGAGUUGGGCCGACAUCCUUACUUUGUGAAGGGAGCAGACAAGAGGCAGUGGACCAUUGAGUUUGGUGUACUCCACUAUGCUGGGCCGGUGGUGUACAAAGUGAAUAGGUUUCUGCAGAAGAACAAAGACGUGCAGCAGGACAUGUUCUUUGACUUCCUAGAGAUCUCCUCCAAUCCCUUCUGCAGGGAGAUUGCCAGAUACAGAGACCUUUUGCUCUCUUACAUGGAGUCAGCAGCAAAGAAGGCCACCAAGUCAAAGAGCCUUAUAACUGGCACAAAGAGUGGAAAGGGAAAGCCUACUGUAGGUGACACAUUCAGAACACAGCUACUGGCACUGGUUGACAUGUUGGACAUCACAACUCCAUGGUAUGUCCGUUGCCUGAAGCCAAACCAUGACAAGGCCUCCAAGUUCUAUGACGACGACCUCAUCAUCUCUCAACUGCGCUACUCGGGGAUGCUGGACAUUGUCAGGAUCAGGAAAGAGGGGUACCCAGUUCACGUCCCAGCAAGAGAGUUCCUUGCCAAGUACCAGUGCCUUGCAAGUGGUGGCAGAGACUCGCUCCCUCCGGAUCCCAAACAGGCAGCUCGAGUCAUCCUGUCCUCGCUCAAGGUCCCCGAGACCGAGUGGCAGGUCGGCAAGACAAAGGUGUUCCUCCGACACACUGUCUUUGAGCCACUCGAGAUCCGGCGACGCAAGUACCUCUCCAAGAAUGCGCUUCUCAUUCAGAAGGUCUGGAGAGGGUACUGUCAGCGGAGGAGGUUCAUUAGGUUGCGUUGGAGUGCCAUAAUUAUCCAGAAGAACUUCAGAGGUAGUCGACUGAGGAUUCAUUUCGUGAGGAUGCGCAGGGCGGUGGUGGUGAUCCAGGCACACUACCGAGGGAUGCUGGCGAGGGAGUUUGCAGUCGCACUCCGGAAGAAGAGGGCAGAAGAAGAGGCGAAGAGGAAGCGGUUGAAGAGGCUUGAAGACGAGCGAAGGGCAAAGGAGCUGGCCGAAAAGACCAUGGAGGAGUCGUACAGGGAGGCACAGAAGGAGCUCCUGACACUGGCCAAGAUUGCAGAGCACCGCAUCAAGAAAGCCGUGAAGAACACAGGAGAGGUUGACCUGGACGAGAUGUUCAAAUUCCUCGCCGACGACCCCAAGAAAACAUCGGGGAAAGAAGAGACAAGUUUCCUGGCCAGUAUCACCGAAGACUUGGAACAGAUGUUCCAAAAGGCCGAUGCUGCUUCUGAGCCGGCGAAAAAGCCGUCGCGUCCGGCACCCCAGGCCCCCGCUCAGGCGGCAGGGAGAGGAGGAGAAGGCCAGAGACCUCAGCCAUCUCUCUCGCGGACCCAGCGACGCCAGCGGAGGGUCAUGAAGAAACUGCUCGGUGUGGAGGACGAGAUGGCAAGGAAGGAAGAGGCCUUUGACCCGAGCGCAUAUCCAAUGAUCAAAUUUGCCGAGAUGUAUUUCAACGACUUCCCCAAGGACGCUGGUGGGUUCAGCACGCUGAGUCUCAGACGAGCCCCCAAGAUAAAGAACCCCAUCCUAAAGGCUGAGAUGCUGACCUACACGGGGAAGGCAAACAUCCCGACAUCCCUAGUUCACAUGCACGACCCGGAGAACGUUAACAUUGCCUGCGGGAUCUUCAAAGACCUGUGCAAGUUGCUGCGUGGGGACCUGAAGCAGGACCAGUACAGUCUCACCAUCCAGAGCACCAUUGCCUAUGGCAUCGAGCGGCCUGAGCUGAGGGACGAAAUCUUCUGCCAACUCAUCAGGCAGGUGACCGAGAACCCCAAGGACGAGGCCGUUUUCAGAGGCUGGCACUUCUUGGCUCUCUGCACCAUUGCCUUCCCUCCCAGCAAAAACUUCAACAAGUACUUGCAAGCAUUCUACCAGUUGAAAACAGACGACCGUCUUAUAGGGAGGUAUGCCGACUUCUGCCUCAAAACCAUAAGACAGACCAAAGCCAGUGCUCGCCGCUACCCUCCCUCCUCCAUUGAGAUAGCCGCGGUGAGGAAUCUGAACCCACUCAUUUGCCGGUUCUAUUUCCUGGACGGGAAGGCCAAGGCAAUGGGAGUGAGCCCCACCUCCACGGCCACUGAUGUCAUCAGAGCCCUGGCAGAGAAAAUUGAGCUACAGAUUGUGGAUGGGUGGGCACUGUAUGAGGUGAAUCCCGAAAGAGAGCACUUUAUCAAGGGCCACGAGUACAUAGCAGACGUCCUGGCUCAGUGGGAGAGAGACAGAAGAUCCUCCAUGACCAUGACCAAGUACACCACCGUCUCGCACAAACCCAGCUACACUGCUGCACUCGGCGGAGGUGACAGCAAGUUUGUGUUCCGAAAGAGAAUGUUCCGACGGCCCAAGGAGAUCCCAGAAGACCCUGUGGAGUACCAUCUCAUGUAUGCCCAGGCUGUUCACUCAGUUGUCAAGAUUGAUGAGUUUCCAAUCAACCAGGAUGUGGCUCUGCAGCUGGCAGGACUGCAUGCACAGGUCCUGUGGGGGGACCACGUGCAAGGCAUGGGGUCUCGCUACGACGAGGUGGAGCAGUAUCUCCAUCCUCGCAUAACUGCAGAGGAUCGCAACAAGACUCGUGAGGACUGGAAGAAGGCCAUCGCCGUGGCACACAAGUCCUAUGGGAUGGGUAAGACGGUGAUCGAGGCCAAGGUGUGGUACCUGAGUGCAGUCAAAUACUACCAGCUCUACGGCUGCACUUUCUUCCACGUCAUCUACAAGGGAUUCUGGGCCCAUCCCAACAACCUCAUCCUGGCCGUCGGAGUGAAGGGAAUUGCAUUUGUCAACCAGAAUACUAAGAUUAUUAUGGCGGAGUACAAGUACUCCCAGCUGCAGAGUGUGGCGGUGGGCAUGGUAGAGGAGACCGUCACUCUCAACAUGAAGGCCAUGGGUCAGGGCGAGCAGAGGAACUUCAGCUUCGAGACGGAGCAGAAGGAGGACAUUGCCAGUCUCAUUGCCUCGUAUUCACCAGCUCAUGGGAACUGGCAGAGGGUCGGGGAGGCCAAGACCAAAAUGGUACAACCUACCGAGGAGGAGAGAGCGACACUGUGGCAGGAGGUGUGGAAGUGUCGGAAGGCACUGGCAGUGGAGCACAAGAUGCUGCAGGAGCCUCCGGAGAAGGCAAACUUCCUCACAACCACACUCAGGAGGUACAAUCGAGCGCGGCUGGAGAGGCUGCGGAGAGCUCGCGAAGGGGCUGACUUUGAGAAGAUCUUCAAACAGUCGUUCUGGUCCUACAGCAAGAGCAUGCUGAAGCAGCCGCUCUCGGUCCUGGAGGGAGAGAAGGGAGACGAACUGGAGGACACCGCCCUCAAACUGUUUUACACCAUCCAGCAGCACGCAGGAAUCACACCAUCAAGUGGGUCAGGGUUCAUGGAGGUGGAGGCUGACGACUGUGUGACGAUGAUUCAACUGGCCACUCAGAAAUGUCUGGAGAAAGAGGCUCUCUGCAACGAGUUCUACCUCCAGCUCGUCAAACAGACCACUGACCAGCCAGAUCCGAACGGUCGAAUCAACAUUCAGAACUGGCGGUUCAUGUGUCUGACGUGUGGGGUGGUGGUACCACGAAACAAGGUCAUCCUCAACUACCUACAGGCCCACCUGCGACGCUGCUCUCUGGACCCUCACACGGACGAGGGGAAAUACGCUCAGUUUGCAAUGCAGGUGAGUAACCACACAGCAACUCUCCAUGUUGGCCCAGUCUCUGUUGUGUAUUUGUAACUGGAGUAUUGUUUGUUGUCACACGCGUCCAGUGCUUAAACAGAACUAUAGGUGCAAAGAACAGGAAAUACCCUCCUUCUUAUAGAGAAGUCCAGUGCAUCAUCAGAAGACGACCAAUACACGAGCGUUUCUACUUCAUGGACAGUCAGUUCAGAGGCGUCGAGUUUGAUGCUUCAGCAACUACACAAGAGGUGGUGGCAGUGGUGAAGGAGAGGAUUGGCCUCCUUCCGAGGGCAAUGGGAUUCUCGCUGUUCGAGGUCUUUGGUCAGCUGGAGAGAAACAUGCUGCCCAACGAGAAGGUGGCCGACGCCAUGUUCAAAUGGGAGAAGUACGCGAGGAGCACGCACUCGCCCAAAACACUCAAACUCACAUUCAAAAAACGGCUGUUUGUAAAGCCGUUCAUGAAUCCAAAUGACUCGAUAGAGUUCAGACUCCUGCUACACCAGGCUAUUGAUGAUGUGGUGAGUGACCGGUUCCCACUGUCUCUGUCAGAGGCAGUCUAUCUCGCUGGUCUCAGAGCACAGGUGGUCCUGGGACCAUACAGUGAACGAAUUGACCUGGUGGACUAUCACUCCAUCAUCGAGAGGUACGUACCAAAGUACAUGAGGACGAGGGCCCGCCCCGAGGACGUUGCCCGCAAGCACCGCGACCACGGAGACCUCUCCGAGCAGGAGUGCAACGAGAACUACUUGUUGUUCAUCCGCCAGUGGCCGCUCUACGGCUCCACCAUCUUUGACGUCCUCCAGGGCUACACGGGAACGCUGCCCAAGAACCUGUGGCUGGCGGUGAAUGAGCACGGGGUCCACAUUCUCAAGAGACGAGAGAAGGAACCGCUCGUGAGCUACGAGUACAAAGACAUUGUCAACUACAGUCCGUCUCUGAAGAACCUAAUGAUUGUGACUGAGAGCCUCACAAAGGGAACCAAGUUUGUCUUCAACACCAGUCAGGCAUCGCAGAUAGCUCACCUGAUACGAGACUACACGCGCGUGAUAGUGGAGAGACAAAGACUGAGUCAGAGUGGCUAUUCCAGACGACCGCCUCGCUAGAAACACAUACACACACUACAUUUUUAACCAAGACUAACACUGCUACACUUUUCGUCAUUUUGUAUG